Peniophora sp. CBMAI 1063 is the source of this 327-nucleotide messenger RNA. Lineage: Eukaryota; Fungi; Basidiomycota; Agaricomycetes; Russulales; Peniophoraceae. The record is from the annotation of a GenBank genome assembly.
AUGGUCAUCAACUCCGCACGGAUGAGCAUUUCCGAUGCAGCUGAUGGAGGUACAGGCCUGUACAGGCUGUCGCUUGUUACGCUUUUGGACGAGCUUCGGCGGAUGUACGCCUAUCGAGUGCAGGUUCAUGGACUGGUUGCUCUCCUCCAAGCGCCGGUUACUAACGUCACCGGAGCCGAGAAAAGGCUCGUUACCGACGUCACCGCUACAAAGUCAAUCGCCGCUCAGAUCCUCGAUUUACCUCCGUUCCAGUCAGCCUGCGGUCCUGCCUUUACGGCAUCUUACAUCAACUUGGCGAGUGGCCUGAAUUGGGAUGUUAGCUUGUAG